Solea solea (common sole) is the source of this 860-nucleotide messenger RNA. Its product is annotated as elastase-1-like. The transcript has 7 exons. The record is from RefSeq and is a predicted model, not a curated record. Gene Ontology annotation, molecular function: serine-type endopeptidase activity. The coding region runs from base 39 to 860 and encodes 273 amino acids. Gene Ontology annotation, biological process: proteolysis. Lineage: Eukaryota; Metazoa; Chordata; Actinopteri; Pleuronectiformes; Soleidae.
UGUGGUUCUCUACAGAAACAUUCAGACACAUUGCUGAAAUGCUCAGGUUCCUUGUGUUGACAAGUCUCGCAGCCUUGGUGCUGGCUGAGCUGGAACCCCAGCCCAGGUACCUGGAGGACAGCCUUGAAAGGGUUGUGGGAGGUGAGGUAGCCAGACCCAACUCCUGGCCCUGGCAGAUCUCUCUUCAGUACAAAUCUGGCAGCUCAUACCACCACACAUGUGGAGGAACCCUGAUUGAGAGGGACUGGGUUAUGACUGCAGCUCACUGUGUGGACAGAAGCAGGACAUGGCGUGUCGUGAUUGGUGAACAUGAACUCUACAGCGACGAUGGCAGAGAGCAGAUCAAAAGCGUCAGCAAUGUUUACAUCCAUCCCAGAUGGAACUCCAACUCUGUGGCUGGCGGGUUUGACAUUGCCCUUCUGCGUCUGUCUACUGCUGCCACCCUGAACUCCUACGUCCAGCUUGGCUCUCUGCCUCCCACUGGCCAGAUUCUGCCUCAUAACAACCUCUGCUACGUCACUGGAUGGGGACUCACCUCCACUGGUGGUAGCCUGUCCAGGCAGCUCAAACAGGCCUAUCUUCCUCUGGUUGACCACAAGACCUGCUCCAGCUCUGGCUGGUGGGGUAGCACUAUCAAAACCAGCAUGGUGUGUGGUGGUGGUGGUGCUGAGUCUGGAUGCAAUGGCGACUCUGGCGGUCCUCUGAACUGUCAGGUUAAUGGAAGAUACUAUGUCCAUGGUAUUGCCAGCUUUGUCUCUGGUUGGGGAUGCAAUUAUCCCCAGAAGCCCACCGUCUUCACCCGCGUUUCUGCCUACAUCGAAUGGAUGGACUCGGUUAGUAUGAAGGACAUGUACACUUAA